Messenger RNA from Lasiosphaeria miniovina, 3309 nucleotides. RefSeq lists its product as uncharacterized. The record is from RefSeq and is a predicted model, not a curated record. The transcript is spliced from 4 exons. Lineage: Eukaryota; Fungi; Ascomycota; Sordariomycetes; Sordariales; Lasiosphaeriaceae. Bases 369 to 3128 code for a protein of 919 amino acids.
CGGCCUUCCUUUUCCUUUCAUGCUUCCAUCGCACUAUGGUGAGCUUGUAGUGGCCAUCAAAAAUGGGAAGAAAUAAUUCGGCUGGCCCGGGCCCAGCCCGUGGCAACCAUGCCAAGGACAGGCACAAGAAAGACCGCAGAGGCAACCUCAUUGACUGGAAUGCGCCCAUGCCAGAAGGCCUCGUUGCCAGACGUGAUAACCCGAAGCUCACGUCGAAACACAGGUCCUACUUUGAGUUCAUCGAGAAUACGAACAAGAAGAAGCCAAUCGACCUCAAGGUAACGUGAUGGGGGUAGCGCGCCUUCAUUUGCCCUAUCCUACCCUCCCUCCUAAAAUCAUCUCGGCCGUCGUUCUGGUUGCUAACUCACAUGUGGCAGGUAACGAACGAUGAAGUCGCGCCGCCCGGCUUCGAGUUCGUGCCCAUCGGCAAUCCCAGAUUGAUCGAGGAGUGUAAAGAGCUUUGUCGCGAAAUGGAUGCUAUGAUCUUCGUUGUGACGCAACAUUACGGUCCCGUGAAACCCGGCCUUGAAACGUCAAUCGGUGAACAAGUCAAUCGGAUUGGUUAUCAUUUUCGCCAGUCCAUCGUUGACCAGGCACGCGAGCUUCUUGGGCCUGACGAAAUUCUCGGCAUGACUUGGAGCGGCCCUGAACCUAUCCUAGAAAGGCAAGAGGAUAUCAACAAACAAGCUGAUGCAGCAAUAAGGGAACUUUUUCCGCGCAUACCAAACACGGAUCGCGAAAUGAUCAUUCAGAGAUCGUUCAACAAGGCAAAUUGCAGGAGAGGAAAAGAGCCACCAGUCGGGUUGGCGGAGGGAGUUCCCCUCACCAGGCGCGUCCAUCUUGCCGUUUCUGCCCAUAUCCGGCAUACUCACACCAGAUACGACGAGCUGCUGAAGCAGACAACCUGGGUGAAUUCCAGAAGGGCGGUUGAGCAACUCUGCCUCGAUUUCCUUCUCAAGUGGCGAGGCGACGAGGAAUCAGGCCGUGACCAGCUUGACGAGAUUCUCCGCGAGGUUAUUGUCAUCUCGGACUCGGAAAGCGAUAGCGACGACGACGACGACGACGAGCUACCCGACGCCCACCCAGCAGUGGUGUUGGGCGAUGCAUCCAUCGAGGUUAAGAACCGCUCCUCUGUUGGUCAGACCGCGACUUCGGUAAGUACCCCAAAUGCCGGCGGGAAUAGUGGCCCGCACGGCGGGGAUCCCCGCAUCAAGGUUAAGGACCUUUCCUCGGCCGAACAGACCACCCCCUCUCCCGUACAAGCACCCUGGAUUCGCUUUCCAUUACCACUUCCCUCACCCCGGAGCGCCUACCCUUUUGCCUCUUUAGGUGAGCCAAGCCGUGAGGAUGGGCGCACGGUUGCAAGCCUCAUAUCAACUCUGCACCUGAGCGGAGAUGGCGGCCAAUCUGGCCUUGCGUACGCGGCACGCAAGGCCAGAAAAGACGCGCGCAGGGAGCGUAGUGAAAAAAAGAAAGCCCAAAAAGGCUUCGGGCGGUACAAAGCUGCUUAUGAGCAGGCUAUGGAGCGCAAGCGGCUUGAAGAGAACGAGCAAGCUCGAUCCUCUAACCAUACGGCCAUGGCCAGGUCGGCGAGUCAUGCGUCUCAGUCCUGGAGACGUGCCGAGUCCGAACGUGCAAGUUCUGAGCUGCAGGGAGUUCAGAGAGUGGGAGACCACUCCCGACUUGAUGCGUACAAUAGCCCCCUCCAGCCCUUGGAGGUCCGUCGUGGAAAUCCAGAGCUUCCAGGCUACGGCGACGCAUCACAGCAAACCGCUGAUUUAAGGCUUUACCGCUUCCCGCAUGAGAGCCGUGCCCAAGAAACUCAGUCGAGCAAUGGGUUCAGACCUAUAGUUGGGUCUCAGAAUACCUUCCAAACUGGUAUCCAAGUUGAACAGCCGAAGCAGUUCAGCCAGGAGGAUUUGAAAGACCAUCUUGUUAGAUCUGUCGAGCCGUCGUCUCCUGCAUUGCCCAACUUCCCUUCAUGGUCGGUGGCUCAGCCUUGCCAGGCAGAACCCGUCCCUCGCGGAUUUUCCGCUUCUGCCGAAGUUGUUUCGUAUCCUCGAAGGGGUUUCACGCGACAUGGAGAGGUCGAUACAGCGCGAGCCUAUCAUACGAUUCAGGGCCAAGACGGCUUUGUGACGCUCCCUCCCAGGACUCAAAACCUCCCUGCAGCGGUUCCUCAGGCUCAUGGCGUGGAUAGAGGCUACACUCCUCUCUCUCGCUCGGGCGCCCUUGAUACGCAUCCUUUGCCGGCGUACUACGACGAUAUGGAAAAUCCUGAGAGAAGACCCAUUCUCCGAUCAGAGUUCCGGCCCGCCUGGUCCGAAGAAAGCUUCAUUGUUGAUGCUGGAAACCGGUCAAUCUUGAUUUCGGACACCAACGUACGACAAAGGGAGUCGAUGACUAACGCGUCCCAUAAUCCCCAUCCAAGCCACGCACAAACCCUCAGAACAUCUACCGGUGGCUUCCACCAACUGGCUCCUGUGUAUGUUGCUGACCGUACUCAACAGUAUUCCCGUGCUGGGGGCAACGGAAACGCCGACAGUCAUCUAGAUGACUGUGUUGAAUUCGUCCGAGUGUCAGACAAAUUUCCCCGGCGCUAUGAGCCGCAGCCACCUCGACAGGAUGGGGAGACGUACGAGAUUCGACAAGUAUCCCUAGUGGAUUCAGAGAGGUACGAGGCCCGACCAGGACCUGUGCGCUACGAACCGCAAUCACUGCGGGUGGAUGCAGAGGUGUACGAGUUCCAACCGGGAGCUCAACGUCGCGAGCCGUACCGGGUGGAUGACAGAGCCGCCGACUCGCCAUCUGGAGUUGCCCGUCACUCACUUUCGCAAGCCGUGGAACUGAGACGCCCUGAAUAUAGACAAGGGCGGAUGUCCCCUAUUCCGAGGCAAAUAGACGGCUAUUCGUCAAAUAUCCAGCGCCGGGAGCGUGUGGUGGGAAUCGAAUAUGUUUCAUUGCAAGCCCACCAAGCACCCGCAUAUGUGGACAGCGCUUAUGGGGAAGAGGGCUGGGUUUAUCGGCCCCUUACGUCUUCCGUUGCAGCAGGUCCGUAUCCCGCGGAAUACCAAAAACGCCCCAAUCCUCCACCCACGGGAUCGGAUGAAGUCAUAAUCCUUGACUGAAGGACUUCUUCCGAUCUUGAACUUUGUACACCAUUUUAUUCGGCCCCACGCGAGCUUUCUUAUAUGAAUACUCGAGGAGUAAAUUUUUGGUGUUGUAUAUACAGGGCGUGCGAUUCCACGGAAUUCGCCUUGCAUUGGUUUGUGGUUGGAGUACCGGCUGAGAAAAGGAAUGAGCAAGGCG